This is a messenger RNA of Penaeus chinensis, 966 nucleotides long. RefSeq names its product extensin-like. The record is from RefSeq and is a predicted model, not a curated record. NCBI's taxonomy places the organism in Eukaryota, Metazoa, Arthropoda, Malacostraca, Decapoda, Penaeidae. Bases 1 to 966 code for a protein of 321 amino acids. The transcript has 4 exons.
AUGAAUGGUGUAGCCCAGAGUGGAUAUUACCACUACCUAGCAUACACGCAUACGUAUACAAGUAUCGUGCAAACUUGCAACUGCGCUUUGAUGGAACAUUUCCCUAACGCGAUCCAGGCUGUCCCAUGCCCUGUGCAGCGGCGCCGUUAUUAUAGGGAGCCUGAUGCAUCAACCAGCCAGCCACCACUGCCACCAGCCUUACCCCCAACACCAGCCACCACCAUUACCCCAACACCAGCCACCACUGCCACCAGCCUUACCCCCAACACCAGCCACCACCAUUAUCCCCAACACCAGCCACCACCAUUACCCCCAACACCAGCCACCACUGCCACCAGCCCUACCCCCAACACCAGCCACCACCAUUACCCCCAACACCAGCCACCACUGCCACCAGCCCUACCCCCAACACCAGCCACCACCAUUACCCCCAACACCAGCCACCACUGCCACCAGCCUUACCCCCAUUACCAGCCACCACCAUUAUCCCCAACACCAGCCACCACCAUUACCCCCAACACCAGCCACCACUGCCACCAGCCUUACCCCCAACACCAGCCACCACCAUUACCCCCAACACCAGCCACCACCAUUACCCCCAACACCAGCCACCACUGCCACCAGCCCUACCCCCAACACCAGCCACCACUGCCACCAGCCUUACCCCCAACACCAGCCACCACCAUUACCCCCAACACCAGCCACCACCAUUACCCCCAACACCAGCCACCACUGCCACCAGCCUUACCCCCAACACCAGCCACCACUGCCACCAGCCUUACCCCCAACACCAGCCACCACCAUUACCCCCAACACCAGCCACCACUGCCACCAGCCCUACCCCCAUCACCAGCCACCACUGCCACCAGCCUUACCCCCAACACCAGCCACCACUGCCACCAGCCCUACCCCCAACACUUGUCACCAGAUUACCCAACACACCAGCCACCGCUGCCACCAGCAUGA